Sipha flava (yellow sugarcane aphid) is the source of this 1122-nucleotide messenger RNA. RefSeq lists its product as uncharacterized. The transcript is spliced from 7 exons. The coding region runs from base 247 to 630 and encodes 127 amino acids. NCBI's taxonomy places the organism in Eukaryota, Metazoa, Arthropoda, Insecta, Hemiptera, Aphididae. The record is from RefSeq and is a predicted model, not a curated record.
AAUCUUCAUCAAUAUAAUUACCCGAAAAAUCGGGUUUAUCCAUACUAGUUAAUUUAUCGUUAUUCCAAGUAAACUCGGUUUCAUAUUUGUUCAUUAAAUCAAGUCACCGCAAACAGAGUUGGUGUUGGACAUUCCAUGUUCGAAAGCAGAUACGGAGCCAGAGCAAAUGUUAAGCAGGCGUGGGUCAUAAGUACCAACAUCUCGAUUACUUCCAAUUCUAUUUUGAAGCUUACAUGAUUUUUAUUUAUGAUAUUUGCCGCUACUACAACAUUAAUUAGCAUUAAAGGCGAAACAUACAAUCCUGAUAACGCGAUACGUACUUUGAGUGAUAGUGAUAACGAUGAAUCCGUUGAAACCGAAUGUGUGUCUAGUAAACUGAACGAAGAAAACGGGAAAAAUACGAACGUAACGAUCCAAAAACCUAAAGAUGUGGUCACAACAGAUAUAAUAGCGAUUCUGAUUGCGAUCAAAAUAUUGAACGUAAACGUCGUAGCAGCCGUAGUAAACAUCGUAGACAGUGUUCUGAAAAAUCGACUCGUAGUAAUCACAGUAGCAGAAGUAGUAGUGAUAGUAAUUGUAGCAAAGGAUAUAGCUGUUGUAUGUUUUCAUUUUACUUUGGAAUGGGAUUGAAUUCAAUGUGUUAUUAGUGCUAAUGAUACUAUUUAAAACGUACACACCUAUAAAAUAAUGAAAACAUGGAGAUAGAUGUUGGAUAAUUUCCAUUAUACUUUAUUCUUUGGAAUGAAAUUGAAGUCAAUGUGUUAUUGGUGCUAAAGAUACUAUUCAAAAUAAACAUAACUAUAAAAUAAUGAAAAUAUGUAAAAGAGUUUUACAGUAUCAGUCCUUACACUUAGAUGAAAGGAAAUAAAAAACUUUUAUGAUAUUAUGAAGAUGAGAAAAACCAUUAAGUUAUACCUUCUUUGUACUAUAAGCUUUAAGUGUUUUUAAAAUUUGUUAAUUACAUAUUCACUUUUAUUUGUUCUACCAAAAAUUAUGAGGACGGAGCUAUUGUAUAUUAUCAUUGAGAAGGAAAGUGAUUGACAUAUAUGAUAUUUUUAUGAAUACAAACAGAUAUAAAAAUUAAAACACUUUUUAUAAUUCUAUUGUUCACAUAUGUUUAUU